AUGGGAUGUUUAGGUAGUCGUCUUUUGAAUGAUGAAAAGGCGUCAUCUGAUAAUUUGUAUAUGUUAUUGGAUUAAUUAGCAGAGGGAUAGUUUGUUGAUACUAUUAUCAUCUACACAUCUGUUUAUAAUUAUUGUUACAUCAAGUAGAGAAAGGAAUGGAUAUUAUAGAAAAAGAGAAUUAUAAAGAGUGUAGAUAAAUGGAUGAAAAGUAAUUUAGAAUCUAGAAAUUAUAUACAUUCAUUCUUGGAUUCACAUCCAGAAUCUAUAAUUUUGUUGAGACCUCUUAGAAAUUUUAAACCUGCUAUUACUUAAGCUACUAUACAUACAGCUUUAAUGAAAAAUGAUUUCUUUCCCCAAUAGAUAUUUGUGAAAUUUGUGGAUGUCAAAUAAUCAUAAUUAAUCAAUUUUAGCAAUAAUGGAAAAUACACUUUUUUUUUGCAAUUGUAAUUGUAUAAGUUGCAAAGUCUUAAACAAUUCUAUAAAUUCUAAUAAAUCUACACUAUUAAGAUAUCUAAAAUAUUUAAAUUUGCUCAAUUUGAAUUUUAUGGUUUAAUAGAUUGGACUUCAACACACAAAUAUGCAGAUUUAUUAAAAUUUAUAAAUAAAUAUGGAUGGCAUAUAAAAUUCAUAGAUAUAAGCGAAAAUGUAUCUGAACAUCAUUAAUGUAUUAUACUAUAUUACAAAUUAUAGAUUUCAAUUCUAACCAAGUAUUUCAUAUUGAAGAAUAAACUAAAGAAGAUCUAUUCAUUAUUAUUGAUCCAUAAGGUAAAGUAAUCAGAGCAGAAACACCUGAAUUUUAUGUAUCCAAAAAACCAGAUUAAAUUUGUGAAGAAUUUGAUGAUAUUAGUUCAUAAAAAUCUAAAGCAAUUAAAUAUGAGAAGAAAUUACUUAAAGAAUUACAUAUCCAUUAUUCAUCAUAUAUCAGUAAGAAUAAACCAUAAACUCCUAAACCUACAUUAACAAAAUAUCAAAUAAUGCAAUAACAAAUAUUUUAAUCAAGUGAGACAAUCAGUUAUGUACAAUACAAAGAUUUUAAAUAAUUGUUUAAGAGUGCCCGUUUUCCUUAGAUAUUAUCUAAAUAUCAUCCAGGUGAACCAUUUCAGUUUGAAUUAAUUAAAUAGAUCUAUUUUAAUUAUGAUUUUGAUGAACAUAAAUUCAAAGAAAUUACAAAAACAUAUUUGUUACCUUCAAUAUAUCCUGCAGCUUCUAUUUAAAAAUAGAAAAUACUUACAGAAACUUGUAGAGAAUUAAAAGAAUCUAUUGGAUUAAAAUGGAAAGUAUUGUUCUUGCAUUAUAUUAGGACCCUGAUUUAAAUAUAUAUUCUAUUCCACAUAUAUAUACUUACAGUAAAAUUGAUUUAAUGGAUUUCCUUUAAGAUUUCACUUAAUAAUUCCAUUUUAAAUUGAAAUUAUUCUUAAUUAAAAGAAGGACUAUAGAAUGGUAGACAGAUAAUAAAAGUGAUAAUAAAAUAAUGAGAAUUCGUAAUUAAGAUAAAAUUGAAUGGACUAAUUAAAUGAGAGAUUCAUUUGUUUUUUUGGAUAUGUAUGAAUUACAUAAUAAAUCUAUUGUAAUAAAGAAUUUAGAUGAAUUAAAUAAAUGUAAAAAUAUAUUGAAUAACUUAACACUCAAGGAAAUAAAACAAUAAAAUGCAAUAAAAAUGUAAGAAGUAAAACAAUAGAAUUAAAUAUAUUAAUUUUAUUAAAUUAAGGAUAAAGACUGA
Messenger RNA from Paramecium primaurelia, 1720 nucleotides. The record is from the annotation of a GenBank genome assembly. NCBI's taxonomy places the organism in Eukaryota, Ciliophora, Oligohymenophorea, Peniculida, Parameciidae.